UGUGUGUGUGUGUGUGUGUGUGUGUGUAUUCAGAUUAGGACAUGAUGCUUACGGCCGGGUAUUGUUCACAUGGCGACUCAGCCCUGCCGGCAGCCAGUGUCCGUGACUUUGAGACAUUUCGUGCUAAUACUUCAACACAAACACGGAGUUUUCUUACCAUUAAGGAGCGACUAGCUUACACGGAAGUCUAUGUUUGUGGCCGGGUUUUCAUUUUUCCCCAUUUUUGGGAGGUUUUGUGUGAAGAGUAGUAGGAAUUGUGAAACGUGGUUGGCCGUAUCCCUCAAUGUGCUCAAUGUCAAGGCGAGUUACUGGUCAGCAAGCAGCACUGAAACUGGGUCCUCAGGGAGCGUUGAGCUGUGGAAAAACCCCGGAGUAGACGGACUGACCUACAUCCUCUGUAAGACACCCACAGAAGCAGGGCACUGGUCUGACAGGCAUCAAAGCCCUGGUGAAGAUUAAGGAAGACACAGACAAGCUCAAAAUCACCUCCAGUGAGAAGCAAGAGAUCACUUCGAAAUACUUGCCAAGAGAGUUGGAAGACUUUUUGCCAAAAAAACAAACUUGUUUCGUUUUUAGUUUCUUAUUUUGUUCAGAACUCCAGUUCAAUGUGUGAGGUUUUUGUGGAGUUCCAUCUCUUUUUAAUCUUCUUAGCUAAUUUGGACACUUGAGCAUUUGGAAUUUGAAAAAAAGUUGCACAGUUUUCAAAAGCAAAAUCAAUGAGGUACUCCCUUCGAGGAGCUCAAACACCUCAUCCAGAGUUUUUUGCAGAUCCUGCUACAUAGGUCAAACUCCUUAGUAACAAAACAAUUGGCCUUCAUAGUUACACAUCCUCUCCCUCCCCCCUUUGCCCUCACUGCUAGAGGUCCACUCUGGCCCCAAGUUGAGAAAAUGGAAAGCCUGCACCUCCCAUCCACCAGCAACAAAAAUGCCCUGGAGGUGGACACUUAUUCUAACUUCAGUGAGAGCCUCCCUUCCCCCCCACCUGAUGGUGGACCACGAGUUGGUCGUCAAACUAAAGGUACCAAGCCCAACAUGACGUCCCGGCGUAAGCGGGAAUUCAUUUCUGACGAGAAGAAAGAUGCUUCUUACUGGGAAAAGCGGAGGAAGAACAAUGAAGCAGCCAAGCGCUCAAGGGAGAAACGUCGCCUCAAUGACAUGGUUUUAGAAAACCGGGUCAUGGCGCUGAAUGAGGAGAAUGUUCGUCUAAAAACAGAGCUUCUUCAGCUAAAGUUGCGCUUUGGCCUCAUCAGCACAGCGUCCUACAUGGAGAAAAGUCAGCAAAUCUCCAAUGGUGCUGCUGCUGUUAACGCAAGCAGCAACGGAAGCAGCACCAACGGCACCCCUAAUUGUAACCCCUACCUCUCGAGCAGCGGCUACUCCAGCACAUCCCAAGUGAUGCUGAACUCUGACUCCUCUGAAACUGAACAGUCAAGCCGUGGUGAGCGCCAUGUUAUGCUCCCCAAGUACUCUCCCCGUGGCUCCCUUUCUGACAUGUCUGAUGGCUCUUCCAGAGACAGCCCAGAGCCCGUCAGCUACGACAUCAAGAGGGAGCCCUCAGGUAUGGAGGUGGGCAGACUGGAAAGCAAUGGGAUGCCCAACGGGAUGCCUUGCGGGGUCUACUAUGGCAGUCACACUGCUCUGGUGGCUGCUCACCAGCAGGCGGACCCAGAGAGUGAAUGUGCCAUGGACUACCAGCACCACCACCAACAGCAGCAGUGCCAUGUGGACACCUCUAGCCCGGCUCUGCAAGCCACGUCUGCACAGAGGAGCGUGAUUUUGUACCGGUCCAGCAGCGGCUCUUACCCCAUGGAGAGCCAAAGGCCAGAGGAGUCCCAGGCCCAGCAGAGUAAGCCAUCCCAUCAGGGCGAGCGCUCCACAACCUCCAAGAUCUCUGAGUGCUCAGUGACCAUCAGUGAGGUAGCUGAGAAGCUGGAGAGGACAAAGACCUUAGACUCACCACAGUACGAGUACACCAAUGGCCAUGCAGAGUCAGCGGAGGAGCUGCAACAAAGGUACAGAAUGAAUGCCCAACAGCGGCGUGAGAACCAUCAGGGACAUUACAGCUACCAGAGCCAGGAAAACAGUCUUGAGCACAUGAACGGCCAUCAGAACCCUUUCGCCCCUGAUCUGCUCCACAACACUGAGGAGGGCAAGUCCUCCUUCCAACAGCACAACGGCUACCUCAACACACUGGACGAAGAGCCCCCAGUGCUCACCUACGAAGGAGCCCCCAGAGCCGAGGGUUUCUACCAGGAGAACUCCUCUGGUAAAGACACCUCCUCUAGUGAUGGGGACCCCCGCAGCUCCGACAAAGAAGGCUCCACAGAUGACGAGUCCCCCUCCUCUUCCUCCUCAGACAUCAGCAGCUACCACCAGAAGGCAAUGGGGGCUGUGCGUCAGAACGGGGAGUGCCAAGCCGAGGUCAAAGCCACUGCGCUGCCCCACAAGCUCCGCCUAAAAUACAGAGCACUGUCCAACGGGGCAGCAGGCGCUCAGGUGGAGGGACCAAUCAGUGCCUCCGCCUCAGCAUCCCCAUCUCCCACCUUGCCCCAGCACCCUUACUUGGCUCUGCCCAGCAACCAGCACGGUGUCCAAGUGAACGGUGACAGCAAAGAGCCAGAGAACGAGGCAGGGUAUGCAGAAGAGGAGGAACGCCGAGUGAACGAGAGGGAGGAGGCAAAGAAGGAGGGAGGGAAAAAGGGAUCCAGCAGUGGGAGGAACGGUCGGAAUAAGAGGCGAGAUUAAGGAGAAGGAGCAGCUCUAAGUUCGGACAUUGCUCAUCAUGCGCAUCACGCUGUGAUGUCUGCAGUGGACAGACUACUACAACUUCCCUCCACCGCGUCCAGCAGGACAGAGAUCUGUCAGCUCACAUCACUACCUUACAAGACAGACAAGGAGCCAAUGAUCUGUGUGAGGUGUAGUUAGGAUGUAAUUUUACCACUGACUUUCACUGUGUCACCUGUUUCCCUUCCCUUCCUCUUUUACUACCUCCCCCCGUCCCUCAAUUCAUCAGCUCUCACCAACAAUAAAAAACAAAUGGAUCUCUGGCAUCAGCAAGGUGUCUAAGAGAAAGAAAAAAAAAAAAACAAGAACAAGGGAGGGAAUAGAAUGGAACUCUGGGAUAUUUCCCCUGUGGAAAAAUUCAAACAUUAUUCAGUUAUUCAUUACUCUAAACUGCCUUGGUGGGUGGCCAGAGCAUAUAAUUCUAGCAUGGCAUUAUGGGAACAUUCCCUUGACCAAAGAAUACACAUCCCUCCUCAGCGUCUCCCCUCUUGGCAAAGAGUUACAUUCUUCCUCCCUCCUAACACAUCUGUACUAUUCUCUGUUUUUUCUUCCCCCCUCUUCCCAUCUGCACAGAAAAAAAAAACUUUCUCUUCUGAAGCACUUGGAUUGUAUAUUACUGUGACAUAUAAAUUUGCAUAUACUGAAUAUAUAUUUUAAGAAGAAAAAAGUGGCAAAAACAACAAAAAAUAAAGCAGUGGGGAUGCGGAAAUGGUUCAGGCGAUGAAAAGUGAUCAGUUUGUUCUUGUUGUACAGUCCCUCAGUGUCUAGGAAAUGCCUCAAAAACAUUCUUGCAACAGUAUGAGCCACAGCUUAGAAAACAGACAGCGGUCAGAUUCACAGAUCCGUUUGAGGUCUCCAGUUGGACCUCUGAUCUUUCAGCUCCCCGGUCCAGACCAGUAAUCUGCAUAUCAGUGAAGGCUAUGCAGUCACACACCGCUUUGUUGGCAAAACCUGACAAGCACAAGGCCGGCCUCGUCUGCCAGCCGUUCAGCAAAAGUGAACAAUCUUUCUACUCCUGACAAACACAAAUUUAGUCUACCGGAUAAAUAACUUGUCUCUCCAGUCGCAACCAGCAAAGCUGCUCUCUUCAUAAGGUGCCUCUUUAUCGUAAUGUCCAUUGUCCCCAUACAGGCCAAUGUCUUAAUGCUCCCGCUCACCUCCACACUGAGUUUUAGCUACAGUAGAUGCAGUAGACCAUACAGUCUGUACAAGUUACUUUGUUAACUGUUUCACUUCCUGGUGCCUGCCUCUGGCCACUGUGUAUAAAUGUAAAGUUGUCUUUCUCAAUCUCUCGUAUACUGUUGUCAUUAUUUUAUUAUUAUGUUAUUAUUAUUGUUAUUGUUAUUAUUAUUUUCUAUUAUAUUCAAUUAUUAUUUUGUCUAUUAUUAUGUGUAUUUUUCUGUCCCCCGCCCCCCUGUUGUGUCAUUUGCCCUAUGCUCUUCCUGGUUGUGCUGUGUAUUUACCCAUGCUGACCUAUGCCCCAGUUACCAUUUGUACUCUGUGAUACUGUAUAACGUUUGUUGUUUGCCGAAAGGCUUUAUGAAAAAUGAAAACAAAACAAACAAAAAAAAGAAACAAGAAAAGAAAGGUAAAUUUGAAUAAGGCUUGUCCAGAAGUGAUUAUGUAUCGUUAUACUUCACGUGGAUAUGCAAAAAUGGUUACAAAAACUUUCAUUUUUGAUUGUGAAAGGUUCAAAAUGAAAAAAGAAA
Molecule: messenger RNA, 4493 nt
Organism: Myripristis murdjan (pinecone soldierfish)
Lineage: Eukaryota; Metazoa; Chordata; Actinopteri; Holocentriformes; Holocentridae
Gene: nfil3-5
Product: nuclear factor, interleukin 3 regulated, member 5
Exons: 2
Coding region: 889-2745 (618 amino acids)
Biological process (GO): circadian rhythm; regulation of DNA-templated transcription
Cellular component (GO): nucleus
Molecular function (GO): DNA binding; DNA-binding transcription factor activity
Source: RefSeq, a predicted model, not a curated record